Messenger RNA from Symbiodinium natans, 168 nucleotides. The record is from the annotation of a GenBank genome assembly. Lineage: Eukaryota; Dinophyceae; Suessiales; Symbiodiniaceae.
AUGAUGCCCCUCGCCGCUGGAGCUGUGCAGCCAGGUGCCUUGAAGCAGAGUAUGUCUGAAGGAGCAGGGGCCGCACCCACGAGACCCACGAAGCUAUUCAUUGGAGGCAUCACCCGCAACACAACGCCCCAAGCUCAGCAUCUCAAUCACAGCUGUGUGCCUGACUAG